UCUCUCAUGACUCAACUCUUAACUGUCAUGCAAGUCAGUCCAGGCCAAAUCAUGCCACUUGUUUGGCGUGUAGUUCAUGUAAUUGACAAAUUGGCCCAAGACUCGAAUGUGGACUUCACCCUAGAAGACCUUCUAUACAUGUAUGACAUUAAAAGAGUAGAGGUGUCUAGGUAUACUUUUUUCUUAAAACCAGGAAAACCAUCUUUGGUAGAAAAUUCUGGGGCUAAUGACAGGGGAUGGAAGAAAAGAUACUUUUUUGUAGAGAAGAAUUCUUUGGGGAAGAGCUUUGAAUACUUACGUGACGGAUGGAAUUCCGAAGAAAUCCUACCUCUGCCCGUCGAGGAUUCGUCUCUUAGCAAAGCCAAAAUCAACCAACUUCUCCAGAAAUACUCCCCCAAAGAAAGAACAUUCCGCAACAAUUUGAACUAACGUCGUCAGAAGGAGACGUCUUGCCCCAAUCAACAGAAGAACACACAACCAACACCAGUCCCUCUAUGGCGUCAG
This is a messenger RNA of Beta vulgaris subsp. vulgaris (sugar beet), 504 nucleotides long. RefSeq lists its product as uncharacterized. Bases 7 to 429 code for a protein of 140 amino acids. NCBI's taxonomy places the organism in Eukaryota, Viridiplantae, Streptophyta, Magnoliopsida, Caryophyllales, Amaranthaceae. The transcript is spliced from 2 exons. The record is from RefSeq and is a predicted model, not a curated record.